Molecule: messenger RNA, 4495 nt
Organism: Melanotaenia boesemani (Boeseman's rainbowfish)
Lineage: Eukaryota; Metazoa; Chordata; Actinopteri; Atheriniformes; Melanotaeniidae
Gene: card11
Product: caspase recruitment domain family, member 11
Exons: 25
Coding region: 304-3801 (1165 amino acids)
Biological process (GO): regulation of apoptotic process
Molecular function (GO): protein binding
Source: RefSeq, a predicted model, not a curated record
UGAGCUCACACCGCCCGCCUCCGCUCCGUCUAGGUGCAGGCGUUUAGUCUCUUGUCUGUCUUUAUCACAGACAGAUUCAGGGCCACAGCUCCCAUGCGCUCCUCACUUUCAGACUUUCUUCUAAAACUUUUCCUGCUCAUGACUAAAUGGAGACAACCUGAGCGUCGCAGUUUUCUGGUGGAAUAACCCGCUCUGUUUCUUAAAAAAAAUAAAAAAAAUAAACACCGGUCAGACUACUACAUAUAAAGAUCAACUUUAAUAUUCCGUCGGACUUCGCAUUUGCCGCAUCAUAGGGUGUAGGAGAUGGAGAACGGGAUGUCAAAUGAUGUUGAUGCCAUGUGGGAGAAGGUGGAGUGCAAACGCUACGAGCUGUGCCGCGCCAUCUCUCCAGCAAAGCUUACCCCCUACCUCCGUCAGUGUAAAGUCCUGGAUGAACAGGAUGAGGAUGAGAUUCUCAACUCCAUGCUGCUGGUCUCAAAAGCAAACCGCACAAGCCGUCUACUUGACAUCCUCCGCACUAAAGGAGAGCGGGGAUAUGUGGCAUUCCUUGAAAGUCUGGAGUUUUACUACCCUGAGCUGUACAAGCUGGUCACGGGAAAAGAUCCCACUCGGCGCUUCUCCACCAUCGUUGUGGAGGAAGGUCACGAAGGCCUGACUCACUUUCUAAUGAAUGAAGUGAUGAAGCUGCAGCAGAAAUCCAAAGUGAACACCCUGCAGUUUGCAGAGCUCAGCAUGAAGAACUGCACACUGGAAGAUGAGCAAAAGAAACUUCGGCUGGCCAAUCAGGAGCUUCAGGCCUUCCAACAGAGGUACAAUAAGUUGAGAGAAGAGAGGAAUACCUAUAAUGACGAGUUGCUGAGAGUAAAGGAUGAAAACUACAAACUGGCCAUGAGGUAUGCCACGCUCAGUGAGGAGAAGAACAUGGCUGUGAUGAGGAGUCGAGACUUGCAGCUAGAGAUUGAUCAGCUGAAGCACAAGCUGAACAAGUUGGAGGAGGAGUGUAAGAUGGAGAGGAGACAGAGUCUCAAACUGAAGAACGACAUUGAGAAUCGCCCAAAAAGAGAGCAGAUCUUUGAGCUGGAAAGAGAGAAUGAAAUGCUCAAGAUUAAACUACAGGACCUACAGUCCAUCAUUCAGCCCUGUCCCUUACCUGCGUCAGACAAGGCCAUCCUUGACAUUUUGGAGCAUGACAGACAGGAAGCUCUCGAAGACAGACAGGAUCUGGUCAACCGCCUCUACAACCUACUUGAAGAAGUCAGACAGGCAGAGGAACUACGAGAUAAGUACUUGGAGGAGAAGGAGGACCUCGAGUUGAAGUGCUCCACACUUCAGAAGGACUGUGAGAUGUAUCGCAACCGCAAUGACACCAUCGCUACACAGCUGGAGGAGGUAGAGAAGGAGAGGGACCAGGCUUUUCGAUCCAGAGACGAGGCCCAGCACCAGUUUUCCCAGGGUCUCAUCGACAAAGACAAAUACCGCAAACAGAUCAGAGAGCUUGAGGAGAAGAGUGAUGAACUCCAUAUUGAGAUUGUUCGCAAAGAAGCCAAGUUGGUCACACUUGAGUCUCGCUUGCGACGGAUGUCCAAAGACAUUCCCCUGGAUCAGAGUUUACCACGGGACUUUCUUCCAACCAUCAUUUCUCAAGUGGGGACACAGGGCCAAUCUGAAUGGUCCAGUGAUGAGUCCCAUGAGGAGAAGCCACCAUUAGAAAAGCCUCCCCUAAAGCGCAGACCCAACCUGAAAUCACCGAAGAGAGUUAAGUCUCCAGUGUUUUUGGUUAAAGACAUUCAACUUAAUUCGGAUUCAGGUCAUCGUGCAGCCAACGGAGGGGAUUUUCUGGAGAUACAGACGGCAAACUGUCAUGGCAAUGGCAACUCGCUCCCACCCUCACCCUCACCCUCGCCCUCGCCUUCCCCUUUGCCUUUCCCGAUGUCUCCCACGUAUCCUCCCGCUUUGGCUCCCCAGCUCUCCUCCUCCACAUCCCCGCUCCUGUUCCACACUGCAGAGCAGACCAGACCAAAUAUGCUGCGUUACCGUAACGACAGCAUGAUGUCCAUAGUGGCGGAGCCACCUGAGAAAGCAUCGCUGUACCGCAGAGAGAAGGAAACGGAGAAUGACUUCAAUCCCCGCAGGAACUUCACAAAUGACAACCUGUCAGACUUUGAUAGUGACUACAUGGAAAUGGAGGGAGAGGAUGGCCCUAACUCUGUGAUCUCAUCAUCAUCCUCCCAUCAGUCAGAGGGGAUGGAUACAUAUGAUCUGGAGCAGGUCAACAAUAUCAUUAGAAAACUGUCUUUGGAGAGGCCGUUCCGCCCGUCUUUGUCCUCCUUUUCUAGAAUCAGCUCGACCGUGAAGCAGAUGCAGACGCUAGUGUUGCAAGGCGACAACCUGCUUAAGGACAUCAUGCUGGUUGGCGGCAACGAGAGUGGGAUUUUCGUCUCAUCUGUCCAGUCCGGGUCCAGUGCUGAGAGGGCAGGGCUGCGAGAGGGUCACCAUCUCCUCCUGCUUGAGGGCUGCAUACGAGGGGAAAACCAAAGUGCUCCAUUGGACACCAGUACUCAGGAAGAAGCCCACUGGACGCUGCAGCACUGCUCUGGACCUGUCAAGCUGCACUGCCGUCCCAGUUUUGACUCGUAUCGUCGUCUACAGAGGGAUCUAGGGGAUGGCAAGCUAGUAUCUGGUGACUCGUUCUACAUACGAGUCAACCUGAACAUCUCUGAGCAAUCAGACAGCUGCUCUUUAAGCGUGCACUGCGAUGAGGUGGUGCAUGUGCUGGACACAAGGUACCUGGGCCGCUGCGACUGGAUGUGCGCCCGUGUGGACCCCUACACCGGCUCUGAUCUGGCCGAACGGGGCACCAUACCCAGCAGUUCAAGAGCACAGCAGCUGCUUCUAGUAAAGAUUCAGAAGUUAAUGAGUCGAGGAGGAAAAGAAGAUAAUGAAACCCGCCGCAACAGCAAGAACAAUUUACAGCCUGAAGAAGCCAGCUCCUCUCCUGAUCCUAAAGCCAGCCCACGCUUGUCUAGAGCCAGCAUCUUCCUCACUCAGAUUUUGCAGUUCGUCAGCAGGGUGGACAUCAAGUACAAACGAAUGAACAGCAGCGAGCGUGUGAGGCUCAUCAACUCUGGCAGCACAACACUACCCAGACAAGGCAUUGAGGCACUGAGACCAGAAGAUGCCGCUGACCCGGACAAUGAGCUGAGCAGAGGUUUGAACCUGAUUGCGUACAGCCCCGUCACCCUUCAGCGGACCCAGAGAAGACGACCGGUCCUAUUUACUCCCACUGCUCUGGGGAAAACCAUCAUCCAGAAAAUUCUGAACAUGGGGGCAGCCAUGGACUUUGACAUCUGCAAACCAGAUUCUUUGUCCAAAGAGGAGUUUCAUCUGAAGCAGAAUGUGGAGCCCUUCAUUCACUACAAAGAGAAACAGACCUCAUUUGAAUGCAUCACACGAGAGAACAUCGAGGCCGUCGCUGCCAAAGGAAAACAUUGCCUGCUGGAGGCUGAGCUGAGCUGCGUCAAAGACCUUCUGCGGAGGGAAAUCUACCCGAUCAUCAUUUACGUCAAGAUCUGUGAGAAGAAUGUCAAGAAGUUGAAGAAGUUGCCUCUUCGCGUGGAGUCAGAGGAGGAGUUUGUGAAGUUGUGUCGAGCAAAAGAGAAGGAGCUGGAGGCCAUACCUUGCCUCUAUGCCACCCUGGAGCCCGAGGCUUGGGCAGGGACAGAUGACCUGAUCAGGGUCAUCAAAGACCGGAUACUGGAGGAGCAGAAGAAGAUCAUCUGGGUGGAGCAGGAGCUCCUGUAGACUGUUACGCAAUAACCUGCAAACAGAAACAGGUGUAGUGUAGUGGAGAAUAUUUGUGUUUGCAUAUAUUCUCCACUACAGUAUCUAAACACAGUAAAACAGAAACCUUGUACAGUGAGCUGCCAUUCUUUUAUAUUCUUUUAAAUUGAUGUUUUAUAGACCUAAAUAAACACAUUACGCAUUUUAUAAAGACGUGGCUCUGAUUUAGAAAGAUAAACAUUACUUCCUUUGCUUAGAGAAAAAAAUGAACAAAAGAGGAAAGGUGUUAAAUUAAGAUGCAUUUUCAGGCCUGUCAGAUCUUUACCAAGGCUAUACUGCCCUCUAGUGGCUAAUAUUAGGAAUCUACCCUGUAAAUAAUCCAAUGAAUGGCAUUUAACCUGAAACUGCAGGAGCACACAAUUACUUCCCAAAAUGUGAAUUAUUUUAUUAUCAUUAAUCUUUGUAUUACAUUAGAUUAAAUAUGUGGUGUGUGUAUUUCUGUUGCACUUUGCAUUAAAGAUAAUUAUUGCAAUCCAUGCAGAUAUUUCAGACUAGCUUUGAGGAUAGCUGUAAUAAAGCUCAUAACAACAGAACCAGACUACAAUCACUUUACUUGAUACCAUUGCUGAAUAAACACCUGAAAUCCAUUCUGAUGCAUUGGUCCAUGUAAAAAAAAAAAAAAAAGAUCUUUUAUUUUUAACUGGGUAAACUUGUU